This is a messenger RNA of Pezoporus occidentalis (night parrot), 3632 nucleotides long. RefSeq names its product corticotropin releasing hormone receptor 1 (gene CRHR1). Gene Ontology annotation, biological process: cell surface receptor signaling pathway; adenylate cyclase-activating G protein-coupled receptor signaling pathway. Lineage: Eukaryota; Metazoa; Chordata; Aves; Psittaciformes; Psittacidae. Gene Ontology annotation, molecular function: G protein-coupled peptide receptor activity; corticotropin-releasing hormone receptor activity; corticotrophin-releasing factor receptor activity. Gene Ontology annotation, cellular component: neuron projection; plasma membrane. Bases 262 to 1524 code for a protein of 420 amino acids. The record is from RefSeq and is a predicted model, not a curated record. The transcript is spliced from 13 exons.
AGCGGGGAGGGAUGUAGCCCAUCGCCAGGCGAGCCGCAGGGUGGGAAGCCAAAGCACCGGCUCCGAGGGAGGUUAUAAAAGGCAGGAGCUGGUGGCUGAUGCCAAAGGUGCCCUCCCGCCCCCGAGCAGCUCCGCUGGGACCCGGACACGCUCCUUUGCACGGAGCCCCGAGGAUUUUAUCCCCGACGGCAGAAGGAGCCGAGCGGGAGCGGGACCGCUGCCAGCCAUGCCCCUGGGAGCUGGGCGCAGCGGGAGCUAAGGAUGGUGCCCAGCCUGCGUCCUGCCCUCCUCCUCCUCCUCCUCCUCCUGCAGGCAUUUCUCCUCUGGGAUAGCCCAGUUGCUGCCUCCAUCCAAGAGCAGUACUGUGAGAGCCUGACGCCUGUCACCAACCACACGGGUCCCCAGUGCAAUGCCUCAGUAGACCUCAUCGGCACGUGUUGGCCCCGGAGCGCAGUGGGACAGUUGGUGGCUCGACCCUGCCCUGAAUACUUCUAUGGCGUGCGGUACAACACCACAAACAAUGGCUACAGGGAAUGCCUCGCUAACGGGAGCUGGGCAGCACGGGUCAACUAUUCCCAGUGCCAGGAGAUCCUCAGUGAAGAGAAGAAGAGCAAGCUGCACUACCACAUUGCUGUCAUCAUCAACUACCUGGGGCACUGUGUCUCGCUGGGGGCCCUCCUCGUGGCCUUCGUCCUCUUCAUGCGCCUGCGGAGCAUCCGGUGCCUGAGGAACAUCAUCCACUGGAACCUCAUCACAGCCUUCAUCCUACGCAAUGCAACGUGGUUCGUGGUGCAGCUCACGAUGAACCCAGAGGUGCAUGAGAGCAAUGUGGUCUGGUGCCGCUUGGUCACUGCUGCCUACAAUUACUUCCAUGUCACCAACUUCUUCUGGAUGUUUGGUGAGGGCUGCUACCUGCACACAGCCAUCGUGCUCACCUACUCCACAGACAAGCUCCGCAAAUGGAUGUUCAUCUGCAUCGGCUGGUGUAUCCCCUUCCCCAUCAUCGUUGCCUGGGCCAUCGGGAAGCUGUACUACGACAAUGAGAAGUGCUGGUUUGGGAAGAGAGCAGGAGUUUAUACAGACUACAUUUACCAAGGCCCCAUGAUUCUGGUGCUUCUGAUCAACUUCAUCUUUCUCUUCAACAUCGUCCGAAUCCUCAUGACAAAGCUCCGAGCUUCAACCACGUCGGAGACCAUCCAGUACAGGAAAGCAGUCAAGGCCACGCUGGUGUUGCUGCCCUUGCUGGGGAUCACCUACAUGCUCUUCUUUGUCAACCCGGGGGAGGAUGAGAUCUCCAGGAUCGUCUUCAUCUACUUCAACUCCUUUCUGGAGUCCUUCCAGGGCUUCUUCGUCUCUGUCUUCUACUGCUUCCUGAACAGCGAGGUCCGAUCGGCUGUACGGAAGCGGUGGCACCGGUGGCAGGACAAGCACUCCAUCCGUGCCCGUGUGGCUCGGGCCAUGUCCAUCCCCACCUCCCCAACCCGUGUCAGCUUCCACAGCAUCAAGCAGUCCACGGCCGUCUGAGCCAGGAGCGAGGUUCCAGACAGGAUGAGGAGCUGGUGUCCGUGCUGUGAGGGACCCUGACAUGGCACAGCACAGGAGCCGGGUCCUGCUGCACCCACUGCAGCAGAGGGUGCAUUAACUCGCUGUGGGAAACCCUACAGAGGCUCCUGCCCUAUUCACUGGGGCAGACCUGUAGGAUAGGACAGCUGAGAGGCUGCUUUGUCACCUCCCUGGCAGCGGUGUGACCUGCUGGGUGGCAGAAGGAGCCAGAGAAGCCUGGAGAGGUUGCAGCAGCCACCCUGUGUGCGCUGCCCCGUGUCCCAUCGUUGUCAUAGCUUUGAGGUGACAGGACACCAGGACCUUGUUGGGACAGCCUAUGAGGCUGGUCCUUGGGAAGCUGGGUCAGCCUUCUAGGGGGAGGCUGUUGGGAAGGGGCAUAACCCUCUGCGGGGAGUUCAAAGCCCUCUGAGUUGACAUGGGAUGGGUGGAUGGAGAGCCCUGGAUGGAUUGCUUUAUGUGGCUGUGGUUUUGUACCACUGGGGUUAUCUGAGCCCUUCUCCUGCUCCUUGCUGCAUCCCCAGGAUGUCCUGUAACUGCUGUUUGGUCUGGCCAGGUCAUUUCUCAUCUCAAUACCAAGGAUCUGAGGCAGAGCAGUGGGGUGGGAGAGGGGAGGGAACAAUGCAGGGUGCAGGGAUGGAUGCCAGGGGCUCUGAACAGCCACAUGGAGGGGGGUAGGUCUGAAGGGAGGCAUAAGGUUUAGGUUAUCCUUUGGCCCACCUUGCCUAGAUGGAUCUAUAGGUCUUUGCAAAGCCCCUGACCCUGUGCCCAUGUCUGGAGGGUGGAAAAGUCAGGAAGAACAGCAGCGAAGAGGUGCUUGAGCUCCCCAGAGGCAGCUACCACAGGGACAUGGCUUUGCUCCCCUCCUCCCUGCCCUGAUCUCACCCAUGCUCAGUGCCAAAGCUGCUCCUUGCUCUCAUGCAGGGGAUGGGGCCAAAUCAUUCCUGCGCAGGGUUAAGUGCCUUGGAGGAGCAGCAGCCUCCCUCCCCGUGCUGGGGACAUCACCACAUCUCCCGUGCAGCUGCCAAGCCCCUGAUGUCCUGUUUCAUGUGGUCACCCAAAGCAGCUCAGCAGAGAGGUCCAUGAGAGGUGGAGCCACAUGAGGUUUGGGGAUGCUCGGGCAGGAAGAUGGUGACAGAGGGGUUAUGGACCGAGUCUGCUCUCUGCAUCCCAGGGAUGUUGCCUGGUUUUGUACAAAUCCCUUCAUGUUCCUGUGCCUCAGUUUCCCUGCUGUAAAGAACAGACCUAAGUGUUUCCUGCCCUAGGGAGAGUUGAGCAUUUGGGAAUUGUCGUGGUCUGAGAUUUCCUCAGGAUACACCGCCAGAAAGGAAUAAAAUCUUCCUCUUCUUAUAGGAGACACAGGCAAAAACCUUCAGUUCUCUCUUUAAGCAUUUCAGAAGCUCAAUAGUUUGUAGCAAAUUCCUCCCAUUUCCCUCCCACUGGGAUUUCCUCCUUGCAUGUCAAUGGUGCAGCCAAAACCAGAACUACCCCAUUGCCCCUGGUAACACACUGGGAGCUUCAGCAGCUCCCUGUAUGACACAGUGACCACAACAAGGACCAUCACCUGUACAUGGGGCAGGUUUUCAUCCUUGUACAAGCUCAUCCAUCACCAACAGUCCCAGAAACUGCCCCUUAUUCAAUAUAUGGGUGAGAAAAAGACCCCCAGAGUUAUUCAAUGGGAAAACUGGGAGCUCCCACUGCUGAUGCUCUACAAGGAGCAGAUUUGGGUGUCCCCACUGUGGGCCAGUUUGAUUAACAAAGAUCUACUGGCUACAGAGGAGGGGAAAUGCCCAGGGAGCUUGUUUUCAUCUGUACAAGUGAUGUUACCAAAAAAGGGAUGUGCUUCACCUUCAAUUUGGAUUUUCCUAAAGCGGUGUCAUUUUGGGUGGAAAAGAAGAUGGAAAAUGCAAAACCAAAGAAAGAAAUUCAACCAGAAGCAUCUGUGUUCGCAUCCCUGGUUUUUCCUUCUGUUGGUGGUCUCUUCUGACUGAUAUGACUUUGCUUUGUGUAGCUGGAGAAAUGUGUGUAUUCUCAGCCUGGUUUGAUUAAAGUUACUUCGAUUCCUCUCACAA